Saprolegnia parasitica CBS 223.65 is the source of this 384-nucleotide messenger RNA. RefSeq lists its product as hypothetical. The record is from RefSeq and is a predicted model, not a curated record. Bases 1 to 384 code for a protein of 127 amino acids. NCBI's taxonomy places the organism in Eukaryota, Oomycota, Saprolegniomycetes, Saprolegniales, Saprolegniaceae. The transcript has 3 exons.
AUGCUCGAGGUGCAACAAAUCGUAGCUGCUGCCGAACCCGAUGCCAAGGAGACGUACCGCUCACUCGAAGAAGCCACGGGCAUAUCGAGCUACCCAGUCCACCUCUCUGCAGCCAGCCUGCAACAGCGCAAGCACACCAAGAACCUCCAGGAAUUGAUCAAACCAGGCGAAGACUUGUUUGAAGAGCUCCCUUACGAGAAGCUUGAAGACAUCUUCUACACGUGGCCUGCCGUUAUGGAGCAAGUCAUGCUUGAGAAGGGCGACAACAGCUACGACAUUCCUCACCUACACAAAAUAGCUCAACGUGCAACGCUGGGCCCGCUUCCCCAACGCUACAUUUGCUCGAUGAAGAUGUACUACACGCAGCUCUUGUCGACGGACUGA